Rotaria sordida is the source of this 1335-nucleotide messenger RNA. Lineage: Eukaryota; Metazoa; Rotifera; Eurotatoria; Philodinida; Philodinidae. The record is from the annotation of a GenBank genome assembly.
AUGGAUAAACGUAUUCAUAUAAGACAAUCAACAAGCCUUACUUUUCGAAAUUAUUUAAUUCAUUUUAAGUGGCCUUUAUUAGGAUUUAUAUUUUUUAUAAUUUUUAUUUUAUUAAAUAAAAUGAAAUUUACUUUAAAUAAAUUUUCUUCCAUUGAAUAUAAAGAUGAUAUUGAAAUUUCAUUUACGGAUGUUAUAUAUCCAAUUGAUGUUUUAAAUCAAAGUCAUCUUAAUACAAGUAUUUUAUAUUAUUUUGCAAGAAAAGAAGAACAAAAAUUAAUUGAUGAUGAAAAAUCAAAUAAUAAAAAAUAUAAAACUAUAUUACCAUUAAUAAAUAAUAAAUCUUUAUCAGAAUCUUAUUUAAUACUUGAAUUUACACAUGUCUUUGGAAAACCACGUUUUUGUUCACAUUCAAAAGAAGACAUUUUUGGUAACACAUGUCCUUAUACAAAUUGUGAAUAUACAUGUAAUCAAAAACAUGAACAAGAUGCUGAUGUACUUUUAAUGCAUAAACGAGAUUUAGAUUCAAAAAAACUUGAAACAUUGAAAAGAAAUUCAGAACAAAUUUGGCUUUUAUGGCAUGAUGAACCAAAUGAAGAUUCACCAAAUAUUAAUAAAUAUAAAUUUAAUUGGACUAUAACAUAUCGAAUGAGUGCUGAAGCAUCAUUAGCUGCUUAUGGUAUAACAGUUGUGAAAAACAAACCAUGGUCGAUGGAAAAAUUUAAUUCAUGGAUUAAUGAACAAUUUAAUAAAAGAUAUAAUCAGGCAGUCUGGUUUGUGUCUAACUGUAAACCACAAAAACGUCUUAAAAAAUUUCGUUCACUUCGACAACAUUAUCCAAUUGCAGCUUUUGGUAAAUGUAUUCCAUUGAAUGAAACUGUAUCUCUUAAUGCAGAUAUUCAAUCCAAAACUGAAUGUAAUCGUAAAUCAAACUGUGAAACAUUUCAAUUAACAACAUCAAAAUUUUAUCUUGCUUUUGAAUCACAAUCGUGUACAGAUUAUAUAACAGAAAAGUUUUGGCGUACACUUUCUGUUGGUGCUAUACCAAUUGUAAGUGGACCUGAACGAGAAAAUUUUGCACGAAUUGCUCCACCUAAUUCAUUUAUUCAUGUUAAUGAUUAUUCAUCAGAUGAAGAAUUAAGUAAAGCAUUAAAUUUAAUUGGUACAAAUCGAACAUUAUAUGGAAAAUAUCAUGUAUGGAGACGUUAUUAUGAUGUUUAUUAUCAAGCAAAAGACGUUGAUCCGUAUCGAUUUUGUGAAUUAUGUUAUCGUUUAAAUACAAAUAAACAACGUAUUUGGUAUGAAAAUAUUAACGAUUGGUUUUUAGAAAAAUGUUGA